Molecule: messenger RNA, 1278 nt
Organism: Thrips palmi
Lineage: Eukaryota; Metazoa; Arthropoda; Insecta; Thysanoptera; Thripidae
Product: protein TEX261
Exons: 5
Coding region: 153-752 (199 amino acids)
Biological process (GO): endoplasmic reticulum to Golgi vesicle-mediated transport
Cellular component (GO): COPII-coated ER to Golgi transport vesicle; endoplasmic reticulum membrane; Golgi membrane
Molecular function (GO): COPII receptor activity
Source: RefSeq, a predicted model, not a curated record
ACUUUCGAAAACUGUCACUGUCAUCUGUUUUUGAAGUGUUUGCAAAUUUCCUAGCAGUAGGAAUUAUGCCGAUUUCUAUUUUGUAGUGCAGUAAAGCCAACAAGUCUCUCUCGUAAUUUUGUUCCAACUUCUAAUUUUAAUUAACAAUUAUCAUGUGGUUUUUGUAUUUAUUAAGUUAUGUGGCAUUUUUUGUACAAAUUUUAUUCAUUGUCAUAUCCAUAGCCGCUGGACUUUACUACCUUGCGGAAAUUGUAGAAGAGUACACUGUAGCUUCAAAGAAGGUUAUAUGGUGGAUGUCAGUGAUUUCCUUAGUUAUUUAUGUAUGUUUUAUACUUUUUGAAGAAUUUCCAAUUUCUAUGAAUGCCUGUGGAAUACUGGCACAUCUCACUCAUCUCCUUAUACUGAAUUCUUUCCCUGUUGUGGUCCUGAGUUCCCCUCAAUUUUUAUUAGCGAUAAUAAUGCUGGUAGUGAAUCACUACUUAGCUUUUAGCUAUUUUGGAAGUGUCUACCAUCCUUUCUCUGAGGUGAUAGGGUAUUUCACCCUUUGUCUCUGGCUAGUCCCAUUUGCCCUUUUUGUAUCAUUAUCUGCCAAUGAAAACGUACUCCCGACGCAUUCAGAAACAACACCCCUUUUAAAUAAUGAUGUUGUCAGUAAUUAUUUCUCAAGAAGAGGAAAGAAAUAUGGCUUGCUUAGCUUUUUCAAUUAUGCAAAGGAAUCCAUCCUUCCACAAAGAAACAAAAAGGUCUUUUAGACUCCUGCUCUUUGUAAAACUUAAACCAUUUUAUAGCUGCUUUGUAACUCUUUAUCUUCCUUGAAGAACAUACCUAAGGUACAUCUCCAGAAGUUCUUGACUGAUGACAGUAAGAGCUGAUUUUUUUUUCGAGUGUUUGAGGAGUGUUCUAUCCAUCUCCUGAAGAGAUGCCGUGUUUCUGUGAUAACAGAGGCUACUUUUGGGUCCUCAUUUUAUUUGUCUGUAUUUAUUGUAAUACAAUUGUGAUAGAAUAACUUGGGCUUAAAAAUUCAUCUUAUCUCUAUUGUUGUCGUUGUCACUGCUUUUUGCUUAGUCUUUUCAUUAACAACCAAUCAAAAGGUAAAAUAUGUCCCAUUGCAUUGUGCCCCUCUUUAGAUCAUAGUACCGCGGGUAACGUUCAGCUCUAUUUAUUUUCAUAAUGACUAAUUUAUUUUUCCUUUUGGAAAAUAAGGGGGUGGAGUGUGAGUACACUAUUAAGUGUGAAUGCUGACCGUGUUUUAUUUUCUUGCAAUAAAAGGAAAACUCA